Molecule: messenger RNA, 993 nt
Organism: Sinocyclocheilus grahami
Lineage: Eukaryota; Metazoa; Chordata; Actinopteri; Cypriniformes; Cyprinidae
Exons: 3
Coding region: 73-993 (306 amino acids)
Biological process (GO): base-excision repair
Cellular component (GO): nucleus
Molecular function (GO): phosphoric diester hydrolase activity; DNA-(apurinic or apyrimidinic site) endonuclease activity; double-stranded DNA 3'-5' DNA exonuclease activity
Source: RefSeq, a predicted model, not a curated record
GUCCUUUCCCACAGACUUUAUUCUAAGAAAAACAUCCUACCGUCCCUUGCUCUGUUUUGACAGGGAACUAAUAUGAAUCUGUCAGUGGAUACAGGGACAAUACAUUUCAUCACUUGGAACAUUAAUGGACUUAAAGAACAAAGAAAUAAAAAAUUUAGAGAACUACGUAAUGCUGCUGUUGUUUUCUUACAAGAGACACACAUCGGGGAAAACGAUAAUCAUAUUUUAGAGUGCAGUGAAGAUGAGUGGCAUAUUUUCUUCACAAAGUUUACAUCGUCCCGAAGAGGAACAGCUAUACUUGUUAGGAAAACAUUAGACUUUGAAUACAUCAGUGAUGACAAAGAUACUUAUGCAGGAUAUAUUGUGUUGAAAUGUAAACUGCAAGGUCAGUUGUACACACUUGUUAGCAUUUAUAACCACCAAACUGACACAAAAACCCUUGAUAAACUUUCAAGGUACCUGCAGUUAAUGGCCACAGGGUUGCUGGUGAUUGGUGGAGAUUUCAACACUGUUCUCAAUCCCUUUAUCGACAAAAAAUGUUAUACCAACAAGGUGACAAAUAACCGAACUCAGAGCAAACUGCUUCCCUGUGUGGAAAAUUUUAUGAAAUCUCUUCAGCUUGUCGACAUCUGGAGAAGAAAAAACCCUGUAAAGCAGAAUCACACAUUCUGCAGAGGUGAAACUUCAUCAAGACUGGAUUACUUCUUCAUUCCAGAAGAAUGUCUGUGGCGUGUCAGAAGUUGUGCCAUCAGCGAUUCGGAGAGACCUGACCAUCAGCCUUUGUCCUUGAAGAUCAACAAUGUCUCCGCAGACACUUUACAGGAACAUCUCCAGAUACAAUCACUCUCACAACUGCUCAGGGAUAAAAGUCAUUUCGGGAUCGAUUUAUCGUUGGUUCAAGAAGGCUCACAUGUACUCAGUGAGGUUGACAUUGUCUCAGCUGUACAUUCUCUUCAGGUGUCAGACACACCAAGACCAGAUGGUGCUAUAUGA